GGGGUGUGUAAUAGGCAGCGCAAUGGCGAAGUCGAUUUCGAGUGCCUCCAGCUCUCUCUUUCAAACCCUGAGGCGAUACAUCAAGAAGCCAUGGGAGAUCACGGGUCCCUGCGCCGACCCGGAAUACCGGCUCGCCGUACCAGACGCUCUCGACUACCGGGUCCCCAGUCCCGCCAUGAUUGAGCGCAAGGCCAUUAUCCCCACUUCCGAACCCGAGCACGUCUACGACAUCAAGUAUUUUGCUCGAGACCAGCGUCGCAAUCGCCCCCCAAUCAAGCGCACCGUUUUGAGGAAGGCCGAUGUGGAGAAGAUGAUGAAGGAGACGUCGUUCGAUGUCACCGAUUUUCCCCCUGUUUAUUUGACGGCCAAGGUCGAGGAGGACUACAAUGCCGUCGGUGGCGGCUACCAGAAGUGAAAUCUGGUUCGUGGCUAUUAACGAGUAAAGAUUCCCAUCUCUCUGUUAAAUCUUUUUGCUGUACUCAUCAUCUAUUCGGCAAUUUGUCCAGAGUCUCCAGACUGCUGUAGUUGAAGGAUUUCUGUGUUUUACACCAAUAAGGGUGAUAGCUUCAUCUGCAUUAUAUGUAAACUGAUCUCCCCAACAAUAUAUGUUUCCUUUUCCUAUGAUUUUCAAAUUGAAUUUUAGUUGUCAUUGCUAUUUGUAAGCUGUUCUGUUUGUUUCAUAAUGUUUGGACUUUAUGCUUGCCUUUCU
Messenger RNA from Tripterygium wilfordii, 709 nucleotides. RefSeq lists its product as uncharacterized. Lineage: Eukaryota; Viridiplantae; Streptophyta; Magnoliopsida; Celastrales; Celastraceae. The transcript has 2 exons. The coding region runs from base 23 to 415 and encodes 130 amino acids. The record is from RefSeq and is a predicted model, not a curated record.